CGCCCGUCGCGGUUGCUGCCCCACCUGCCCCUACGCUAGCCGAGCUGGUCGUUGCGCCGAUGCCCGCGGUCGUCGCACCGGCCGCGCAGCCCGCUCAAGAUGCCUUCGUCGCCAUACCGCCUCCGCCCACUUCUGUAUACCUCCCGCCAAUCAACCAAGUAGUCGCCGCUCUCCCUGAACUACCGUACAACAUCGCGCUGCCUCCAAUCGUCGCGCCCCAGCCGGUGACAACGCAGAACUUCAGGAUGCAGCUUGGCUUCAUCAUGUUGUAGUAGCGCACGGUUUCCUUCUUAAUAUAACACAGAGAGAUGGUCUUGAAUUGGUCGUAGAAUUUGCAAAGUAGUUAGCCCCUU
Phanerochaete carnosa HHB-10118-sp is the source of this 353-nucleotide messenger RNA. RefSeq lists its product as uncharacterized. NCBI's taxonomy places the organism in Eukaryota, Fungi, Basidiomycota, Agaricomycetes, Polyporales, Phanerochaetaceae. The record is from RefSeq and is a predicted model, not a curated record. The annotation marks the transcript as partial. The transcript has a single exon.